Molecule: messenger RNA, 6221 nt
Organism: Actinia tenebrosa (Australian red waratah sea anemone)
Lineage: Eukaryota; Metazoa; Cnidaria; Anthozoa; Actiniaria; Actiniidae
Biological process (GO): intracellular signal transduction
Molecular function (GO): guanyl-nucleotide exchange factor activity; protein binding
Source: RefSeq, a predicted model, not a curated record
UCCUUGAGAGUGAACGUACCGUUGUCCUGUCGCUAAAAACACUAAAAAAAGUCUAGACCAACAGCAUCCUGAGGGUGUCUGCCCUGCUGAGUGACUUUUCAAAGUGCGAACAUUUCAUUCUUUGGUUUUGACAGCGAUAUUUGACAGCGAUUAGAGAUCUGUUGAUUUAUAUAAUUCCAGUGACCAGACCUUCACCGAUCAUUACACUCGGGAUAAAUUCCUUUGCCAUGAAUUGGACGGCGAAGAGUUGAAGAAGAUGGCACUUUAGAGUGAUAAAACUUCUAGAUAAAUCGGGCUGGUGUGAAGUCGUUCGCCAACCUUGAAGACGUAAUGAAACUAUCAAAGUAUGAGCCAACAAGCUCUAACAUGCCUUUAGAUAGUGAAGUCAAUGACUCUAAUGACGCUUCCAUACCAAGAUGGAAAAACCGCCUUCAACGCUUUAAAAACUCUCUACGUGCUUCUCUGAGACCAAAAAAGCGAAAAACAAGCAAAGACUUGAUACAAGACGUAGAAGAUGGACAAAAAGAAAGUCGUAAGUCAAGUGGAAAGGACAGAAAGAAUUGGACGUCGCUUCCAUCUGUUUCUACUCGUGAUGCAAAGGACAACAAAGUAAUGUUUUGGCGGGAAAAUGGCGUUGAACAAAAACACACACGGCUGUCAAAAAAGAACAAAAAACAAGGCAGCGAUAAGCCUAAGUCAACAAGCAAAUUGCACUCUAUGCAUAAAAAAACACUCUCUGAUAGCCAGGACUUGAACGAGCGUAACCACGACGAAUGGAGAAAGUAUUAUUCUCACAACAACAUUUCGGAGCUCCAAACGCGUCUUCCUCAAGAGGAAAAGAACCACAAUGUAAGCUAUGAUGUCAUUAAAGAGCUAAGCUCUACCGAAAGUUCACCUAAUUUGAAGCGUAGGUGGCGAAAGAAAAACAACCAAACGUCUCUUUCAAGACCUAAAAGCUUAAAUAUACUUACAAGUUUGUUUAAACGCUCAAGUACUUCCAAGAACGAACUGAAAACAAACCGUGGGAAUUUGACGAAAACUGAGACUCUUCAUUCUACGAAAGCCAAGUCUUCAACAAGUGUUCCCACUGAAUGUGACUUCGAGAGAAAAUGUGAUCCAACGCUUAGCAGCUCAUCUUCGAUUGAAUCCCUCGAUGAUGAUGAUUUCUACCCAAUUGAAGGAACGCGUAAUAUCAAAAGGCAUAAUUCCCUGAAACGCUCCAGAGCGUCUUUGAUUUUUCCUCGAAACUCCAUUUGCUGUCAGGAUCGCGGAAACCUUAGAGAAAAAGCUAGAACUUUCUGUGGAGUGCAAGAUUUUUUGGCUUUGGAGAGCUCGCCAAAUAUUACAGAGGGCUCGGAUUUUGAUUCUCARACUGCAAUUUCGGAAAGACGCAGAGAAUCUUGUCUGGUAAAAGAGAAAAAGAGGUCUGUGUCACUUGUUGUUCCUUUGUCAUCGUCAACGGUUGAUUUCGUCCAUUAUCACUUGACUGAUAAUCGUGCAUCCUUGAAGGACUUUAAGUCAUUCAUCAAAACUGAUAGCUCCCAUUUACGGUAUCAAAGAGCAUCAAUUAAUAAUAUUCGCUCCAUUUCAAAACGAAUGAGCAUGUCCGCUCAAAGCUUCGCCAAUAUUCCUUCACUUGGAGUAACCUACGUCAACAACGAUGGAGUAGAAAACACCCUUGUGAUUCUAAGUGGAAACGCGAGCCAAAGCUGUUACAACUUGUUCAAAGAGAACGAACGUAUUCACUUUCCAUUGAAGGUUAAUUACUGUCAGGGGACAGCAGAGGAGAAGGUUACUAUGGGAAACCAACAGGGGAGUAGGUUGGAGCGUUCAUCGUCCUUCGGUGACUUUUUAGAGCAAGGAGGUACACUGAAAGCUACGAGCUCAACACCGGAUUUAUAUCGUGCGGCCUUUUCUGGUUACACUCUUACGAGAGCAGAAGAAGUUAGUAAGAAGAAUAUGAGUCAUAUGAUGAAGGGAUGGUCACUUAAAAGACACACUCUGACUAUAAAUCCCAAGAAUCACGAUCCGCCGAACAAAGGUAAGAAGCACAGAAAGCUUUUCGGUCUAGGAUCUCAUCAUCAAAGCAAGGACAAGAAAGGUUGGACGAAUGAAUCGAAUAUAAGUGAAGCAAAGUGUAAAAGUUUAAGUAGAAGUGUGGAUUGUUUAUCAGAGAAACCACUGCCAAUUCGGCGAGACUAUAAAGGAUUAUUUCGUCCGCCAACAAGCUCCAAAACUGCAACUAAAAUGGAACAGAGAGCUAAGAAUUGUUCGAUCAAUUGUGAAUCAGAUUACGAGGAUGCAAGUCAGGUCUCCAAAGACUCAGGCCACGACUCUACAACCAGUAGACCCUUACCAAUGCCCCGUGGGUCGCAACUAAAGGCUCUCGACUCGGAAGAUUUUUCUGCGCCUGCAAGUUUUGAAAACGGUAGUGUGUUUUUGAGAAAUUAUAGACGGUAUAGUAUGGGGGUAGAUGGUUCGAAUCCUCAAGACAGCCCCCUUAUCCCACGUAUGUCGACGCUGGAAAGAGAGCGAUCAAAGAGUGCAUUGACGUACCCAAACGACCCUCAAUUCCCACCAGCUGUUCGACCAAGAAUUCAAAGUUUAGAGGAACUUUCACCUGUUGAAGCCGAGGUUAUCUUGCGGAAGAAGAAAUCGUUUGCGAGUCGGAAAACGAGAGCGAAACAUAGUUUAUCAAUGCCUACAGAGGAGCUGUUAGCGUCCGUGGACUUGAGCGACGACGUAAAAAGAUAUUCAUUCGGAGAAGAAAUGAGUAACUUCAGUGAUGCUGCACCAGUGCCUUUAACAGCAUACAAAUCAUUUAGCACCGAGUUUCUGACAAGUCAGGAGUCAUUAGACACUAUAAACUCGUCGAGUGAGAUGGGUAGUACCACUUCUAUUACGUCAGAAAAACUUCUUUCCCCACCUAUCUUCCUAUCUCCCUUCAAAGCAUCCCUAGAAGACAUAUCCAAAUCUCCCACGAUUGAAGAAGAACCGUCUUCGGGUCUUCUUGAACCUGAUGCGGAAAAAAAGAAAACAAGUCUAUCGAGGAACCCGAGGCUUGGUCGUUCUACGGGAGAUCUUUCUUUCGAGCUCUCGAGUACCCUUAGGAGGCAGCGUGAUGAAGAAUCCAUGUUUGAGGAGAUGGAUGUACCUGAAGCGUUCGCGGAGGCGUUGUGGGAUCACGUGACCAUGGACCCAGAGGAGCUCAGUUUCAAGGCUGGUGACAUCAUCACUGUUAUUAGCAUGACCAACGUUGAUUGGUGGUUUGGCCAGGUCGGGGAGAUGGUUGGUUGGUUCCCUGCACCGUUUGUCCGGGUUCGUGUAUCUCAAGAGCUCGAUGAGAUAGAACACCAACAGGCUCAACCAGUACGAACCAGAAAGUUUACUAACGAAGGACUGCUGACCAAAGAGGUCGUGCGCGCACGUGUGGUCAAUGAACUGCUGGAAACCGAGAAGGCAUACGUGAAAAAUAUUAAAGAUGUUGUAGAGGGUUAUUUAAAACAAGCACAGAAGCGAGACGACAUGUUUUCAGAGGAAGAGUUGUACACGCUCUUUUCCAACAUAGAGGAAAUUUACGCUUUCCACAAGAAACUGCUGGCUCAGAUGAAGAACUGUUACGUGAAAGACGAUCCGUGUGCCAGUCAAAUAGGCGCCGUGUUCUUAGCAAAUAAACAAGGUUUUAGUAUAUAUUCCGAAUACUGUAACAACCAUCCUCAAGCCAUCGCCGAGUUUAAAACGUUAAACGAGAGCAACAAGUACAAACACUUCUUUGAGGCUUGUCGUUUAUUACAAGGGAUGAUAAACAUCUCUUUGGAUGGGUUCUUGUUAACACCAGUGCAGAAGAUAUGCAAGUAUCCGUUACAGCUUGCAGAGUUACUGAAACACACUCAUCCUUCUCACCCGGAUUUCGAACCCGUUAGUCAGGCAUUAAAAACCAUGAAGGACGUGGCGGGGUUGAUAAAUGAAAGAAAAAGAAAAGUAGAAAGUAUCAACAAGAUAGCCAGGUGGCAAGGCACGAUAGAAGGAUGGGAGGGAGAUAAUGUCCUGGAACGAAGUUCGGAGCUCUUUUGUUCAGGAGAAGUGUACAAAGUAUCAAAUGGAACGACUCAAGAACGCAUCUGCUUUCUCUUCGAUCACCAACUGAUUUACUGCAAAAAGGAUAUUCUCAGGAAAAACGCUCUCACAUACAAGGGCAGAAUAGACAUGGACUUGGCUAUUGUUGAAUGGCUGGAGGACGGUCAAGAGACCCACAAGAACGAACCAUUAAAUAACGCAUGGAAAAUCUACAACAGCACUGACUACAAAUGGUACGUUGUCUACACUAAAAAACCCGAGCAGAAAGAAAAGUGGAAACUAGCUUUCGAAAAAGAAAGGACAAAAGUGAAUGAAAAAGUGGAAUCAGGUCUAGAAAUUUCACAGAGCACAAGACGAGCCGUCAUGAGAUCCGCAAGUUCGUCUAUCAAAGGCAAAAAAUCCGCUGCAGAGAGAAGAGAAAAGUACCUGCGCUCAGUGUCACAAACAGAUGCUCUUAAAUCUCCUCCCUCACCAACACUAAGACUUCCUCCCCCCGUCUCCAGUGAAGACUUCAUCAAAGAAGACGGUGACACCAAAGAAUCCGUUGUAGGAUUCUUACAAAGAACGUCUGCUCUGAGAAGAAGCUUCGGUUUACGAGGAAGCAAGAGAAGCCAUAAAGACAAACGAACAAGCUCAGUUUUCUAGGAAUUUUAUUUCAAAUUAACUGAAUUCGGAUUGCUAACACUAAACAGCCUAGUUUUCCCUCCAGACACAGUGCGAACGAGAUUUCAGAAUGCUGUGGACGCGCGGAGAAUGAGGACGAGUUAAACAAUCACCGCCCCAUUCUCCGCGCAUCAAAAAUAGCCUAAAUGAGUCUGGAGGGAAAAGAAGUAUGCUAUAUUUGUAGAUAAGUUUGUAAAUAUAUUACAAUUUAGUUCCAAGGGGUCGUUAGGUCAUUUAUGAGCGUGGACCUGAGGAAUCUGGAACCGAGUGGUGACAAAGAAUUGAAGUUUGCAACUUUUGGUCUUCAAUUUUGGUUUUGUUGGUCGUAUAUAAAAACAUUCUCAAAUUGGCUGGCCAAUGAUGUAGAGUGGAAUAAGUCUCACUAUUGAAUAGUCACCGGCAUUUGGAAAGACUUGGCGCGCAUGUGCGAAAAGUCAGUGCGAAAUUGUGGGAAAUGAGUUCUUGACUCCAGACCCCUGUCACUUUCUCACUGCGCAGGCUCUUCGAGAAUGCGCACUCAGAAUGAUAGGACUCUGAAUCUGAGUCUAUUUUUAUGCGAUUUUAGGAAAUCUCUGAGUUACUUAACUGCCGUUUUGAAUCAAAUUUGAUGUACUUAAAUGUAGCUCUUUAUUCCAUAGUGAGACUUAUUCGGCUCCAACUAAUUAUUUAGGUUUAAUUUCAUAAAAGAAAAAUAAUAAAUGUACAAAUACCAAUCCUAAUCCAAGAGAAAGAUAUUAAGAUUCUUUUGCGCAUUUCAGCAUCCUUUCUCGUUUAUCUGAAAUGUACCAUACUCUUGAUUCGAUAAUAUUAUUUGUUAAUACUAGAUAACUUAAUUUAUUUAUGAGUAGAAAAUCUGGGUUAAGAUUGAUGUCCAUCGAUCGUUUUAAACCUGAUUUUCUACUCAUUACGAACACUGAUCGCACAAGUAGCGUUAGUUAUUAAUUUAUUUGUUUGAGACUGAAUUUUUUAUUAUAUAUUUGAAAGGAUUUGUUUUUCACUCAAAAUUGUUGUUAGUUUACAACUCAAGAAGCAUAUUAUGCUCAGCACAGCAGAAGUCUACGAAGAAUCUGCUUAGCUCGCUUAGCUUUGGAUUUUCUAGCUUUUUUGGUAUCAUUACCGACAUGAGUGUGACGUCAUAGCCGCCAUGUUGGAUGAAUUUUAUUCUGGUAAUUUUGUUCUCUUACAAAUGCUUACAUCCCAUUCAAGACAGGAAGUCUACGAAAGAAACCUUAGCCUUGAAUGUGUUAGCCUUGUGCGGUGAUAUUGCUGAGAGUGGCGGCCAUAUCCUAUAAGUAUACGCCCAAACCAAAAUGGCUGCCCUACCAAUCUGAUAAAUAUCUAUUUCAUUCAUGGUAUCUCAUUUUUGUUCUGUAUAGUUUAUAAACGUUUUUUUCUUUACAUCCAUGACAAAUGAAUUUAUAUUCAAAUACAAUGUGUUAACAAUCAAAAUAGAAAAUAAAAAGCCAUUAUUUUGUUGAAAA